ACGGGUUGGUCGCGCGACGUCUCGCGGCCUCGAGAGAGAACGAGAGUAGUGGUCUAUCUCGCGGGACGCGCGACUCCUCCGCAAAGUGUCGGCGCGCGGUAUCGCGACUCCGUCGCAUUGAACGCGAAGCCGCCAAGUUGCAGACAAUUGCGAUUAUUAUUCCGGAGGAAAAAAGGCAGGAGACAGUCCGCAGCUGUGACAGGCGGACCACGCGCGCGUGGUGGGCGCGUAUAAUAAGCGAGGCACUUCUGCAUCGGCGUCUUCGCGUACCGGCGAUUCAAAUCGCUCCCGGAGUAAGCCACUGCCGGUCCCGAUGAAGCCCGGUUUCAGUGUGGUGCUCGCACGGAAACGUACCUGACUGUGUACAUGUAAAGAGAGCAGCGACGUUUAACAGCGUUUUAGUUAAGCAUCUCUAAUCGCGUUUGUUCAAAAGUGUCUUUUAUGGUAUAAGAAGUACUUUGUUGAAUUUUUGAUACCACCGAAUGCCUCUGUGUUGAUACACCACACGGUAUCAGUAGACAUUAAGUAUACGCGUAAAUGUUUCUUAUCGAUGUGACUUCUCUUCAGAAUAAAUUACAAAAGUUGAGGUGAUCCCGAGAGAGUCAUUACGCAAUUCCCGAAAGUAACGUAUGUCAUUUCUUGUUUGUAUAAUUUAUUAAUUGUUUCUUUUAUUUAGAAAGUAAUGUAAUAUGUACAUGUAGUGUACCAAGCGUGUGCUUUAAUUAACGAUCCAACUUUCGCACACACACACAUACACGAGAACGGAGGUUUAUAGACGACACUCCAUCUCGGACUUUAUGGAUCGCAACAUUUUGUAUUGAUCAUUUCGUGAUUCGCGGAACUUUCGGAAGUGCGCCGAAAUCGCGCGUAAGUGCGCAACAGAUGAACCACACGAAGAUGCUCGUGAACAUAUUAGGGAAACGUGAACGUGGCUCACAUCCGCGCGGUAAUAACGCGUGUGUGUAUGUGCACACACGAGGCACCGACCGACGCGAAGGCUUAACUGACAUAUAAAUAGCGCGUUUAAAGAGAGCCGGCUAGAACUCUCUCGCGUGUACGUCUUGCGAGCCCAUCAGGAAGGCGCGAGUCGCUUUCCGAGGAGGAUCGCGCGACUGGAGCGGAUCUGGCGAUUGAAGGCGACGCGUGAUCGACGUCAGAGACGGGAUUCGCAAGAAAAGAACAGCCCAUUUCAGAGUGCGUGUAAUUCGUUAAUCGCUUUUUCGGUAUUCGUGACGUCCUCGGUGGUUAAUUCGUAAUGUGAAGAAUAGAAGCAAGUGUAAAGCAAACCGUAGAAUAUCUCCGAUGACAAGCGUGAAAGUUCGACGGAUCCUCGAGGAGCAGCAGGCUAGGUGGCAAGAAAAUGGCCCACGCAGACGCGUAAAGUGCACAUCGGGCACUGCCUGCGUUAACAACUACAGCAUCGUCGCCUCUAGGGGCGAACUCGCUCGAAAUAACCGCGUCGCGAGUGAGACGACGACGACGACCAGCGUCGCUACCAAGAAGCGGACGUCGCCGGUCGUCAACGGGAGACUCCACUCCAAAGAGGAGUCUACACGGAGCGGCAACCUCGUCGCAGAGGAGUCGAAGAAGUCUAAGAACGUGCCGAAGGACUCGACAAGAUCUAGUCUCUCGAGGGGUAUUCAGCGAGGAAUAAUCAAGUCCGCUUCCGUUCCGAAGGACUUAAAGGAAGGUCUUCCAGCGAGGGAGAGAACGCUGCGACGGGUGCCGGAGGAGGGCAUCCUGAAGAGGUCUUCCGCCUUCCUCGCGAGCCUGACGUAUCAUCCCUCCAGCAAACUCGCUGAGAGGAAUUCACCGGACGACGAGUCGGCCAAACUCUUCAGGUCGUCGGCCAUCAACGGCUACGAGCUCCGUGGUUCCUCGUCCACGAGAUACCCCGGUCUGAAGGGAUACUUCUCGUUGCUGUCGAACGGCGACGACGCGGAACCGCGCGGCGUGCGACAAUCGUCCAGCGUUCAGACGUUGUCCACGAGCUGGAAGAAGAAGGGCGUCAGUGUAAAGAAAUCCGUUUCCUUCAGCUCCGAUACUAGCUUCGAGGAGAAACGCGCGCCGUACCGGAAACCUGCCGUCCACGAGGCCAAGAUCUACCGCAAGGGUGUGCUCCAAGACCGCGGGCGUGAAGAGACAAUUAAAUCAAAAGUGCCUCCUUCGUGGGAAACACCCUCCGGGGGCCCUACGGCCCUCCUGAGGGCCGCCAGAGAGGCGGACGACACGGGUCUCAAGGAAAUUGUGGCGCACGCCCGAAAAGUAGGACUGAAAGGCAUGGACGUCAACGUGGUCGAUAGUAGCGGCAGGACGGCCAUAAGCUACAUGGCUGGGAACGGCGCGUCGGCGAUGCUUGAGCUGGCGCUCUCUUUCGAAGGCGUGGACCCGAACCUGCCCGACAACGAGGGUAACACGCCGCUCCAUUUCGCCGCCCAGGCCGGACAGACCGAAUGCCUCAACAUCCUCCUGCAGAGAUGUCCGGACAUCGAGGUGGACGCGAGAAAUACCUUGGGUUUCACCCCGCUCAUGAAAGCCGCCCUUCAAGGUAGAACCAAGUGUGCGAAAAUUCUGCUCUUCGCGGGUGCAAAUCCUACGCUACGUGAUCACGGUAGAGGCUUGAGGGCCGAACAAUGGGCGAGGUUUUGUGGCAGGUACAUGUGCGCCGAAGUGAUCGAGAGAUUCGCGAGGCAUCGUUUGUUGGAGAGAACGACAUCCUGUCGUUGGGGCAGCGAGCCCGAACUGGCCGCGAAAGUUUUACAGGGAAAGGUGACGCCUAUACCUACUGCCCCUCUGCCGCAACCAUCAGGAUUGAAGUCGAAAAUAAGGAAAGUCUUCCGCACCACCUCCAGCCCCGACCGAACCUUCUCGCUUGUGUCGCAGCUCACCAGCGCGGCUCUUUGUGCGAGCAGUCCAGCCUUGCCGAAGCCGUCACCCGUCGUGAAAAGCCUUCUGCGGCCACUGAGCGUACCCCAGUUAAGAGUAACACUAGUCUCGCCGCAGGAUUUCCUGGAGAAGACCUCGGAGAAGUACGGGACGAAUUUUACGGAUAAGAUCGAGAAUUCCAUCCCGAAACCGCCGCGCUCGAAGAAGAAGAGCAAGUAGUCUAGCGUAAUGCUUCCGCGGCCGCGUUUAGUCGUCCGCUUCGCGUUAAACAAUCGUGAAGGAAGAUUAUGCAAGUCUGCUUGACGUAAGGCAGCGCAGACAAGACAAGAGAGUGCUUGUGAUCCGUUCGAGAUCAUAUUUACGUGUUAUCCGAUUCCACUGUUGCCUGUAACCGAUCGAUCGAUCGGAAUCGUCCGGAGUCGCCGAAUCCUUCGAGUAGAGUAGGUUUUCCGUUUUUACCUCGCCAAGAAAUAUUAACGAUGCAUUUCUCUCGGCGGAUAUGCACGAAGAUCAAAGAAAAAAGACCUUCGAUAGCUCGACCGCUCCCGAUAAAUCACAAUUUAGCCAGCUGACGGUGGCUCGAAGUGCCGUCACGUUUACUCGAAAUUGUUUUCGCGGUGUAAAUCGCCGUCACGGACGAAUACAUAAACGUUCGGGACGGUUCGGUCAAAUCUUAUUUUUAGUUCGAGCUUGUGUGAUGGAUCGCGGCGGAGCGGAAUCGAGAGAAGUCGCGCCGAGGGUCGCGUAUCGGGCGAUCGUGAUAGUGGAUAAUUUUCCACCGGAGGAAUUCUUCAUCCCCGCCGCAUCACACCGGUAAAUGGAAUUUCAAUUUUCCCCGGAAAUCGCAAAUGUAUAAUUUAAAGUAUGAGCCCGAAAGCGGAAUUUUACCGGUUUGAAGGAUCGAAGACGAUUGAGCGAGGGAGGGAGCAAGAAAAGAGGGAGAACCGCCGCAUCGCGGGUCUCCCUCUGACUUAUAUUACGCGUUUUACGUACGAGAUUUUAUAUCAAUGCAGUUAUCGUCAGAGAUGGUUGUUUAAAUAAAUGUCUUAUUAAUCAACU
Molecule: messenger RNA, 3945 nt
Organism: Ooceraea biroi (clonal raider ant)
Lineage: Eukaryota; Metazoa; Arthropoda; Insecta; Hymenoptera; Formicidae
Product: protein HOS4
Molecular function (GO): protein binding
Source: RefSeq, a predicted model, not a curated record